This is a messenger RNA of Aspergillus sclerotioniger CBS 115572, 997 nucleotides long. RefSeq names its product SDR family oxidoreductase. The transcript is spliced from 4 exons. The record is from RefSeq and is a predicted model, not a curated record. The coding region runs from base 133 to 888 and encodes 251 amino acids. Gene Ontology annotation, cellular component: intracellular anatomical structure. Lineage: Eukaryota; Fungi; Ascomycota; Eurotiomycetes; Eurotiales; Aspergillaceae. Gene Ontology annotation, molecular function: oxidoreductase activity, acting on NAD(P)H, oxygen as acceptor.
ACGUUCCCCUCAUUACAUCACCGCCAAAGCCCGCGAUUUUCUCAAAUGUCUUGCAGCAUCUGGCCACGAUCGUGAAACCAGCUCAAUUCCUGUCCCACCACCCAUCUUUCCCCGUUGCACAACACAAGCACCAUGUCGAAGACCAUCAUUGUCACCGGUGCCUCCAGAGGAAUCGGUCUCGCCAUCGCAAAAUACCUCCUCACCGCGCCCCAAUCCCACAAUGUCAUCGUGAUCGCCCGCAGCCGCGAACCUCUCCAGCAGCUCAAGGAACAAUACAGCAAGCAAGUGGAGGUUCUAAAUGGCGACCUGUCCGACUUUUCCCUCGGUCAGAAGGCCGUCGACCUAGCCCUCAAGUCCUUCGGUCGUCUGGACGGCAUGGUCCUGAACCACGGCAUCCUCGGCCAAGUGGGAAAAGUGAUUGAUGCGGAUCCGCAAGAAUGGAAGUCCGGGUUCGAUGUGAACUUUAUCAGUCUCGUUGCGUUUAUCAAAGCCGGUCUUCCCGCGCUUCGCGAAUCUAAGGGAAAAAUCAUCUUCACAUCGUCGGGUGCGGCAGUUACGGCAUACAGGGGUUGGGCUCUUUACGGUGCGACCAAGGCGGCCAUGAACCAUCUUGCUUUGAGCCUGGGUGACGAGGAGCCUGAGGUCACGACGAUUUCUAUUCGGCCCGGCAUGGUCGAUACCGAGAUGCAGCGGGAGUUGCGCGAGGUUCAUGUUACGAAUUUGGAGCCGCAGAUGCAUGCCAAGUUUACGACGGUGCAUAAGGAGGGCAAGCUUCUCAAGCCAGAGCAGCCGGGCCAUGUUAUGGCUAAGCUGGUUCUAGAUGCUCCUAACGAGCUGAGUGGAAAGUUCUUCACAUGGAACGACAAGACUCUUGAGGCUUUCCAGUGAUUACGGCUAGCUAUUCUGAUGAAGACAGUCAGUAUAUACCGUCGACAAACUCAAUAGAACGUAAUGAAGAAUAGAAUACAAGUCAGUCGAAAGAUGAAAAGCAGGUUAC